GUCUCCUUCUUCCCUGUAUUUUCACCCAAAAGCGCAGCUUUGAUGACUGUACAAUCUAUUGCCUACGAAAGAACAAUGGUUACUUCACCAUCAACAACAUUUGAUUCAACAUUUUCAGAUCUUGGAAAUAUUUUGGAACCAUUACGAUCAUCCUGGAACUCGUUUGAAUCUGUGAUUAUCGUUAAAGAUUUGUCUUGGUGUGGUAUCGAAGAUUUACAAAAGGUCUUGCCUUCUUUUAAAACUAUUUUCAAAUUUGAUAAUGCAACAUACAGAUUGAAUGAUGGUCCGUUCUAUGAAGAUAUGCCAGGCUUUAAUCCUAUCGUCAAGACAACACCUGCAGUGAAGGCAUUGAAAAUCCAAACUUCUUGGGAUACAGCGGUAAAUCGAUUAUUGGAAAAUGAACAAGAACACGCUAUGCCAUCCAUUUCCAUGGUUUGUGGUACGAAAAAUGUUGGUAAAUCUACUUUUGGACGUUAUUUGGUCAAUCGACUUUUGAAUGUUCAUCAACGGGUAGCUUACCUUGAAACUGAUAUUGGUCAAACUGAAUUUACACCUUCUGGAAUGGUAUCAUUUCAUAUUUUGGAUACACCUCUACUUGGACCGCCAUUUUCUCAUCCUCAUCUCAAAUGCAAACGAAGCUUCUUUGUUGGAUCUACGUCACCGAAGAAUGAUGCCACUUAUUAUCUAGAUUGUAUUCAACAGUUGGUACAAACAUAUCGACAAGAAAGUGAAGCAUGGGUUGCUAUUGCUGAACAAGAUGGAGAUAAUAGUCAACGUCAACUAUUACCACUGGUAGUAAAUAUUCAUGGAUAUGUAAAAGGGGCUGGAUAUGACAUGUUAAUGACUAUGAUGAAGGACAUUAUGCCUACUCAUGUCUUCGCGUUUGUUAACUCGCCUGGUGUUUCCAACAAUACUUUCAAUUUACCUCCCGAUUUUACCAAUAAUGUAAUGAUGAUGCAAGAAUCUUUACCAAAUCGACAUUUAAUUCACCUUCAAAUCCCAACUAAUCCUACAUCGACUACAACCAUUUCUGAUCAAGGGCAAUCACUAUUACCAACCAGACCACAACAAUGGAAAGCACCACCUACUACCUGGGCCGACAAAUAUCAACCAAUAGAUCAUCGACAGUUUAUGCUAAUCUGGUGGCACACAUCGACAAGGUUAGUGGAACGUAUUCCUUGGACAAUUGAUUGGCGAACACAUUUGAAAGGUAUCUGGGUAUUAUUCGAUGAUGUACCAGUUUCUCAAUUAUUAUAUGCUCUCAAUGGUUCCUUGGUGGUUGGCCUCAUUCGAUCAAUAGACCCAGAAAAUCAUCGAUUUUAUAUCCUGACGCCUUUAAGUAUCGAACGCUUACAGCUAGUGACUGGUCUCGUCAAGGGUGAUUUGGAAUUACCUCUCAAUUGUAUGUUUGACAAACGAGAUGAAUAUGGUAAUGGCGUUUGUGAUUCUCCAUGGCGACAAGUGCCUUACUUAUCUCUCGACGUUGUAGAAACAGCAGGAUCAGCGGCUCCUAGGUUAAGAAGGAAUAUCAUGCGGAAAUCUCAGCAAAUGGAAUAG
Messenger RNA from Halteromyces radiatus, 1557 nucleotides. RefSeq lists its product as uncharacterized. Gene Ontology annotation, biological process: cleavage in ITS2 between 5.8S rRNA and LSU-rRNA of tricistronic rRNA transcript (SSU-rRNA, 5.8S rRNA, LSU-rRNA). Gene Ontology annotation, cellular component: nucleus. Gene Ontology annotation, molecular function: polynucleotide 5'-hydroxyl-kinase activity. The record is from RefSeq and is a predicted model, not a curated record. Lineage: Eukaryota; Fungi; Mucoromycota; Mucoromycetes; Mucorales; Cunninghamellaceae. The transcript has 6 exons. The annotation marks the transcript as partial.